AUGGCUGCACUGAGCAGGUUCAUCUCCAGGCUGUCCGACAAGUCGCAUGCCUUCUUCGAAACCUUGAAGGACCCCAAGGACUUCCAGUGGACCGAUAAAUGUGAGCAAGCCCUAUCUGAUUUAAAGUCCUAUCUCACUACUCCACCUCUCCUCUCAAAACCUUUGGAAGGUGAUGUCCUAUUGCUCUAUCUGGCGGUAUCAGAGCACGCAGUCAGUACGAUCCUGGUAAGGGAAGAAGGAAGGAAACAGCACCCUAUCUACUACGUGAGCAAAUCAUUGCUAGACGCGGAAACCCGCUAUUGUCACCUUGAGAAGCUGGCCUUCGCCUUAGUUAAUGCGUCUCGAAAGCUACGCCCCUACUUCCAGGCUCACCACAUCGCCGUGGUCACUUCCUUCCCCAUCAAAGCGGUCCUUCAUAAGCCGGAAGUAUCCGGACGACUAGCAAAAUGGGCUAUUGAGUUGGGGGAGUACGAUGUGAUCUUCCGGCCUGCAACGGCCAUCAAAUCGCAAGUCCUGGCAGAUUUCGUAGCCGAAUUCUCUCCUGCCAUGCUUCCAGCCCUGGAACAAGAGGUAAAGCUUCAUGAUAGCAAAGGGGAGAAAGGUGAAUGGACGCUGUACAUUGAUGGGUCUAGUAAUGCAAGGAGCGCAGGCGUGGGACUAGUCCUAACUUCCCCUACGGGGGAAUAUGCCUCAAGGGCCGUACGAUGCAACUUCAAAGCAACGAACAACGAAGCUGAAUACGAAGCUCUAAUAGCAGGCCUGACACUCGCCAAACAAAUGGGAGUAGAAGAUAUCCAGGUCUUCAACGACUCACAACUGAUCAUAAGCCAAGUCCAAGGAGACUACCAGGCAAAAGAUCCGAGUAUGAUCAGGUACCUAUCCGUGGCUAAGCGACUACUCUACAGGUUCCGACACUGUAAGCUCACACUGAUCCCUAGGGAGCAUAACUCCCAGGCCGACGCUCUAGCUAAUCUAGGGUCCGCCCUAGAAACUACAAGUCAUAUGAACAUCCCGCUCCUAGUACUCCAAUGGCCCGCAACCGAAAAGGAGACAGAGCCUGAAGAAGUGUCCGUAGUAGACGAAGGAGAGACCUGGAUGACUUCCAUCAUUAGCUAUCUGAGGUAUGACACCUUGCCUGAAGACCAAGACGAAAGUCGGAAGAUAAGGCGUCAAGCUGCUAGGUACUGCUUUUCCGAAGGGAAACUAUACCGAAUAACCUUCUAA
This is a messenger RNA of Raphanus sativus (radish), 1224 nucleotides long. RefSeq lists its product as uncharacterized. The record is from RefSeq and is a predicted model, not a curated record. NCBI's taxonomy places the organism in Eukaryota, Viridiplantae, Streptophyta, Magnoliopsida, Brassicales, Brassicaceae. Bases 1 to 1224 code for a protein of 407 amino acids. The transcript has a single exon. Gene Ontology annotation, molecular function: RNA-DNA hybrid ribonuclease activity; nucleic acid binding.